Molecule: messenger RNA, 240 nt
Organism: Diabrotica balteata
Lineage: Eukaryota; Metazoa; Arthropoda; Insecta; Coleoptera; Chrysomelidae
Source: the annotation of a GenBank genome assembly
AUGAUUGCUACCUCUCAAAUUACCCUAAAAUAUUUUGAGACAGGCCACACCUUCAUGAGUGCGGAUUUAGUUCAUCAUGGUGUGGAACAGAGUAUGAAGAUCACAAAUGAAGGAAAUAUCUACGAGUUCAACGAUUUUAUUAAGGCUGUAGAAAAUUCAAAUGGGAAAAAAAUGAACGAAAUUUGUUUGAAAAACGAAGAUGAUUUAAAGUCGAAAUCUGGAGAUUCAAAUGCAAAAUAA